Molecule: messenger RNA, 2920 nt
Organism: Eruca vesicaria subsp. sativa (arugula)
Lineage: Eukaryota; Viridiplantae; Streptophyta; Magnoliopsida; Brassicales; Brassicaceae
Source: the annotation of a GenBank genome assembly
GCAGUUCAUAAAACAAACUCUCUCUCUCUCCAUCAAAAAAUAAAAUAUAUUAAAAACCCAAACUUUUAUUUCUCAGAAACCCUAAAUCCCCUUUCUUAUCUCCAGAUCUUCAAUUCGCCAUUUCCCUAACUAUUAUGCGAAACCAUUAGUGAUUUUCUUCAAUGACGAUGUUCUUCUCCAAGCUUGGUCGCUCCUCCAUCUCUCGUUCACGGGGGUUUUUGUACGGUGGUGGUGGUGUGAGAUCGGCGAGGCUGAUUCCUCCGCCGGGUAUUGAGGCGGCGGCGUCGGUGAAUCAAGUGGAAGGCGGUGGGUUAGGGUUUUUGAGUCGGCACUUUGCUUCGUUGACUGGGAGAAAGGGACUUGUGGGCGAUGAUUUGAUUGGUGUUUUUGCUAAUCCAAGACUGCGUCGAUUCUUCUCAGAUGAAGCUCCCAAGAAGAAGAAUUAUGAGAACUACUUUCCUAAAGAACCAAAGCAAGAACCCAAGAGUGAUCAGAAAUCUGAGUCUAACUCUAAAGAGGGUUCAGAGUCUUCAGACAAGAAUGAAAACGAGAACCUGGGAGAUAUGUUUGCAAAUCGAUUCCAAAAUUUGCUGAUUCCGCUGGUGGCUCUUGCUAUUUUUUUAUCUUCUUUCUCAUUUGGCUCUGGAGACCAGCAACAGAUUAGUUUUCAGGAGUUCAAAAACAAGCUUCUCGAGCCUGGUCUAGUUGACCACAUAGAUGUCUCAAACAAAUCAGUAGCCAAAGUCUACGUGAGAAGCACACCGAGAGACCAACAAACAACUCAAGACGUUGUUAUCCAAGGAAACGGCAAUGCUCAAGGUAUCCCUGUUAAGAGAACUGGUGGUCAGUACAAGUACUACUUCAACAUAGGCAGCGUCGAAUCUUUCGAGGAGAAACUUGAAGAAGCUCAAGAAGCGUUAGGCAUUGAUCCUCACGAGUUUGUCCCCGUCACAUAUACCACUGAGAUGGCCUGGUUUCAAGAGUUUCUACGGUUUGCACCGACUCUACUUCUCUUGGGAACUCUUGUCUACGGGGCUAGGCGAAUGCAGGGUGGAAUAGGCGGAUUAGGAGGAACCGGUGGGAAGAACGGCCGUGGAAUCUUCAAUAUAGGCAAAGCCACAAUAACAAGAGCUGAUAAAAACUCCAAGAACAAGAUUUACUUCAAGGACGUUGCUGGAUGCGAGGAGGCUAAGCAAGAGAUCAUGGAGUUUGUACAUUUCCUUAAGAACCCCAAAAAGUAUGAAGACUUGGGUGCUAAGAUCCCCAAAGGUGCGCUUUUAGUUGGUCCUCCGGGAACCGGUAAGACCCUUUUAGCCAAAGCUACUGCUGGAGAAUCAGGUGUGCCGUUCCUGUCUAUAUCCGGUUCAGAUUUCAUGGAGAUGUUCGUUGGUGUUGGACCUUCGAGGGUUAGAAACUUGUUCCAAGAAGCUAGACAAGCUGCACCGAGCAUUAUCUUUAUAGACGAGAUCGAUGCCAUUGGUAGGGCAAGAGGACGUGGUGGUUUAGGUGGUAACGAUGAGCGUGAGAGCACUUUGAAUCAGUUGCUAGUUGAGAUGGAUGGGUUUGGUACAACAGCUGGAGUUGUGGUUCUUGCUGGGACCAACAGACCGGACAUUUUGGAUAAAGCUUUGUUAAGGCCUGGCCGGUUUGAUCGUCAGAUAACCAUUGAUAAACCGGAUAUCAAGGGGCGUGAUCAGAUAUUCCAGAUUUACUUGAAGAAGAUCAAACUUGAUCAUGAGCCUUCUUAUUACUCUCAGAGACUUGCGGCUCUCACUCCUGGUUUUGCUGGUGCUGACAUUGCUAAUGUAUGUAACGAAGCGGCUCUUAUUGCUGCUAGACACGAAGGAGCUACUGUCACAAUGGCACACUUUGAAUCAGCUAUUGAUCGUGUCAUUGGUGGUCUUGAGAAGAAGAACAGAGUGAUAAGCAAACUGGAGCGUCGUACAGUUGCAUAUCAUGAAUCUGGUCACGCCGUUGCUGGUUGGUUCCUGGAACAUGCGGAGCCGUUGCUGAAGGUUACCAUCGUGCCACGUGGAACAGCGGCGCUUGGAUUUGCUCAAUACGUUCCAAAUGAAAACCUUCUCAUGACCAAAGAACAACUCUUUGACAUGACUUGCAUGACUCUAGGUGGCCGUGCAGCCGAGCAGGUAUUGAUAGGAAAGAUCUCGACCGGUGCGCAAAACGAUCUAGAGAAAGUUACAAAGAUGACAUACGCGCAAGUAGCUGUGUACGGUUUCAGUGACAAGGUUGGUCUACUCUCGUUUCCGCCUAGGGAUGAUGGAUACGACUUCAAUAAACCGUACAGCAACAAAACGGGUGCGAUCAUAGACGAGGAAGUAAGGGAAUGGGUGGGGAAAGCUUAUGAGAAGACAGUGGAGCUGAUAGAGACGCAUAAGGAGAAAGUGGCUGAGAUCGCUGAGCUUUUACUAGAGAAGGAAGUGCUGCAUCAGGAUGAUCUUAAGAAAGUUUUGGGUGAACGUCCGUUUAAACCGGUUGAGGUGACUAAUUAUGACAGGUUCAAGUCUGGUUUUGAGGAGAGUGAGAAGGAGGAGUCCACCACGACGGUUAGGCCUGUGGUGGAUGAAGGAGCUCCUCCGCCGCUUGAGCCGCAGGUGGUUCCUACGUAGGAGAGAGUGAGUUCACUGUUACGAUUGUAAAUUUUAUUAAGAAUGCAAUAAAACACAACUACAAAAAAGAAAAAAAAUACGGUCUCUUGUUCUUCAGUGUUAGCAAUGAAUAUUUUUGUUUUAAAUUAUUGCUUCUACUAAGAUCUUUUUUUUUCUAAAAGUUCACUCUGCUAAUAGUUUGUGUUAUAAAUGACACUAGAUUUUGACCCGCCCCUAAAGAGGGCGGGACAACCGUUUUUGUUUUAAAUUUAUGCCCUUGUUCGAUUAUUCACAAGUAUAUAUAUGCAUGAUUA